CGCUGAUAGAGGCAAACAGCAGUCAUGGCGUUCACAACAUUCCUUUUACUAUCCCUUUUCCUUACAAAUUUUCCACCUUCCGCUGUAUCCCGAGCCGUACCCGAUCACCGCCUUCGAAGCGAAGGAAUGACUAUUAUCAGGCUAAUAGACAUCCCAGACGAUUUCAACUUCCCCAACGCGACGGAACUGAUCAUUGAGGGUGUCACGGUAGGAGAAUGGGAUGUUUUUUCGAUGUUUUCGCGGCUGAAAAACACAAAGUAUCUUUCCCUAAUCAAUGGAACCAUUCCGAUCAUCACAUUCCGAUCGAGCAAACUGCUAUCUCUAACCGUGCUGCAAAGUGACCUGAGUUUAUUCGAGGUUUGGCCCGAAAGGAAUCCUACCCUGGCAACGCUACGGCUCACUAGAAAUAGAAUGGAGAUAUUUCCACCAAACAUCAGGUUUCUAGUGGGGUUGACCUCAUUGGAUCUGUCACAAAAUAAACUGCAACACGUUGAUCUACGAGCACUAGAAAGUAUGAAACAGCUGAAAAACCUAGACUUGUCGGUUAACAAAAUCAUCACGAUCGAUGCACCGGCAGCUUUGCGAUUGAACAGAUUGAAGAAUCUUGCAGUGAGUUUCAAUCUUUUGGAGCGCUUCGAUGCAUUCCCGGAGGCAUUCCCGGUGCUGGAUACAAUCCGCUUGAUGGGGAACAAAUGGACCUGCGAGUGGGUUGACUUUGCUAGAAAGAGCAUUAUGGGAAGGAGAAUUACUACCUUUGGAGUGGAUUACGGCUGUAGCGAGUAUCGCCAGGGAGGACUGUGCUGCUAUGGGGAUCUAAAGCCAGUAAGCACCACUGAAGCAACUUUGCUGAAGGAAGGACCACUAUUGAAAGAGGUUCAAGGGUUGGUCAAUGACAUUGCUGAGAACCCGAUGAAAACUUACGGCGGCCAGUCAGUGCUGGAACUGCUCACCCGCAAUGUAGGAGGGCGGAAUGAUAAAAUACUGGUUGGUGUUAAACUAGAUGAAGUGAAGAUUUUCUUUUGAGGAGGAUCGAUUGGCGGUUAAACAGAUAGGGAAAGUUUACAAGUAGUUCUUAGUAUUUAGCGGUACAACUAAUGGGUAAGACGGGAUAAGAUUCACCCUCCGCGACAAGAUGACUUGCAGUUUUGCUUAGUUCAGACAUUGAACUAGCAAUCUUCCAUAACAGAUCCUCAAAAAAGUGGUAAAAAAUAUAUUUUAAAAGUCAAAAAGUCAUUUUGCCCCGCAGUCAACCUUAACCCAUUUUACACUACUUAUAAUCUAAUGAUACCUUUAUGUAGCGAGGAUUUAGGAUAACAGGAGAGAAAUAUCAAAGUAAGUUUCUUUGGCAGCCUAUACGCUGUUUCAAAGCUACCCAAAAUUGGGUAGAAUCCUCCCAGUUCGGUCUAAACUGAACCUACACACGAGGGGCAAUUCACUGCUCUCGAGACGGAAUCGAAAAUACGUGAAUAAAACAUACACAAAAAUUCAUCAUUACUCGUCAUUGCUCAAACAAAUGCAAACAAAUACAAAAUUCGGAAAAAAUACACAAAUCUUCGACGAAUAAUAAAAAUACACGAUAAUUCGUCAUUUGCA
Molecule: messenger RNA, 1593 nt
Organism: Ochlerotatus camptorhynchus
Lineage: Eukaryota; Metazoa; Arthropoda; Insecta; Diptera; Culicidae
Exons: 2
Coding region: 25-1023 (332 amino acids)
Cellular component (GO): plasma membrane
Molecular function (GO): protein binding
Source: RefSeq, a predicted model, not a curated record